This is a messenger RNA of Phasianus colchicus (ring-necked pheasant), 2082 nucleotides long. It is a transcript of the gene PRRT3, whose product is annotated as proline rich transmembrane protein 3. Lineage: Eukaryota; Metazoa; Chordata; Aves; Galliformes; Phasianidae. The record is from RefSeq and is a predicted model, not a curated record.
AUGGCACAGGAGGUGAGGGCUGAGACCUGGACCUGGCUGCUGCCUGCACAUCAGAGGAGCACACGCAGAGCCCCACUCAGCAAUGCCACCACCGGGGAUGUGGCACCUGCCAGGUCAACAAGACUGCGGGACCCCCAACCCACCGUCAGCACCAGCAUCACACCACCGCCCACCUCCAGCACGUCCCCCCCUGGCACCCCUUUUACAGGGCUGCUCCCUGAGCAAGACAUUGGCUCCCCGCAGCGAGUCCGGGGUGCUGUGGGGCACGGCAGCAUCCCCAAUGCCACUGAGGUUGCCGUGCCCACAGUGCGCCCCACAGCAGGGACACCGUCCAGCACCAGGCGCUCAGACACCACAGGGACGCAGCCCCCUGCCGCCAGCAGCACCGCAGUGCCCUCAGCCACGUGGCAGCAUGGAGUGGUGUGGGUGACGACACAGCGUGCCCCAUGGCAUCCCAUGAAGCUGGAGCCCAGCAAGCCCCCCACAGAGCCCAGCAUCUGUACAGGGGCUUCGUGUGCUGCUGGGAACUCCAACACGACAGCAGUGGGCUGGGCUGAGCUACGCCGUCCCCUUCGCAUCGCCUGGGCCGUGCACGCCUAUGUGGGGGCCGCGCUGUGCCUGCUGCUGGCGUUGGGCUGCAUAGUGGGGCUGGGGGGGACCAUCCUGCAGCGCCCACCCCAAUGCGCCCUACUGCUGGGCACUAUGGGGCUGCUGCUGGCCGCCAGCCUGCUGCGGGGCACCUUCCUGCUGCUGGACCCCUAUGGGGCGCGGGGCCGGCUGCCGCCCCGCUGCAUGCUGCUGCUCUGCUCCGUGCCCUUCACGCUGCUGGUGGGAGCCUUCGCUCUGCUGCUGGGCCGCCUGCAGCGCAUGGCACAGCUCUGCCUGCUGCCCCCCUCCCUGGGGGGGCUGCCCGCACUCGGGGUGACGGCCGUGCUGCAGUGCCUGGCCCCCGUGGCGGCCGAUCUGCUGUGGCCACGAUGGGGUUUAGGCGCGGGGUUAGCGCUGCACGGGGUGGGCUGCGUGUUCGCCACACUGCUGCUGCUGGGGGGGCUGCGGGGCGGCUGGCGGGGGUCCCGCCGCGAGGGGCUGCGAUGCGGGGCGCGGGCGCUGCUGGCGGCGGGGCUGCUGGGGGUGCCGUGCUGCGCGCUGCAGCUGCUCAGCGCCGCGUGGCUGCGGGGCGGCGUGGGCCCGGCCGGGCGCUGCGGGUGGCCCUGCUGGGCGGCAAUGGGAUGGAUGCGGGUGGGAGAGGCGGGCGUAGGGCUGGCGGUGCUGCUGGGGGCGGCCGAACCGCUGUGGCGGGGACGGAGGGAGGAGGCCGCGGGGCAUUCGUGCUGGGCCAAAGCGGUGCGGUACUUCUGCGCCGGGCGCAAGGCCCAAGCGCCCGAAUACCCCAACAACUGCUACGAGCACGCGCCCACCGGAGACAUCUCCAAGAGCCUCAUCCGCAACCCGGCCGAGCAGCUCCCGCUGCGGGCGCUGAAGGACAGCAACGCGGCCGUGGCUGCGGGGACACCGGGCCUCAGCCCCAAGUGCCCCAACGUGGCGGUGGCAGCCAUCCGUGAGCACGGCUCCUCGGCCUCGCUGGGGGAACUGGUCUUCCGCCCGCCGUCCCCCAUCGACCUGCGGCGCAGCAUCGACCAGGCGCUGUGCCGCCGGCACCUGCUGCGCGAGGGGCUGUUCGGGCGGCCGCGCCGCGGCUCCGGCGCCUCCAUCCGCACCUUUGAGCCCCAAACCGGCAUGGCGCGCUGCAGCUCCCUGACCGAGCUGCCCCGCGGAGAGGCCGAUGUGUCCGUCAGCUCCAUGGAGAGCUUCUCGCUGAAGAUCAGCUGGAACCCGUGGCGGCACGGCCUGUCCUCGCCCGACAGCUUGCCGCUGGAGGAGGCGCCCAGCCGGGCGCAGCUGCUGGCCCACCAGGAGACCCCCCCGGCCCUGCAGCCCCCAGGCUCUGAGCCCGAGGCGCGGCGCAGCUUCCUGGCGCUCAGCAGGCAGGUGGACGCCCGCAGCCUCUCCAGCGACACCAUUGAGCUCUGAGGUGUCACCUCGCACAGCCACAUCCCCUCCUGCUGUGACCCUCAGCCAGCU